This is a messenger RNA of Neopelma chrysocephalum (saffron-crested tyrant-manakin), 1134 nucleotides long. Its product is annotated as proline-rich protein 2-like. NCBI's taxonomy places the organism in Eukaryota, Metazoa, Chordata, Aves, Passeriformes, Pipridae. The coding region runs from base 1 to 1134 and encodes 377 amino acids. The record is from RefSeq and is a predicted model, not a curated record. The transcript has a single exon.
AUGCCAAAGGGUGCCCGGGAUGGGCACGCACCGGUGGCCACAGGCGCCCGCUGCCAUGUGCCCGCGGCAGGUGGUGAUGCCACACAGCGCCCAGUGCCCGCUGGAUGCCAACAGGGAACACCGGGAGGCCCCACAGCCAACGCCGAGGGGUGCCCGCGGCCGGCACCGCGGGGUGGACGUCGAUGGGCACCGCAGGGGAUGCGGCCGCUCCAGCGGGCGCCAGGGACGGUGGCACGUCCCGCGCCUGCCCCUUUGCCGAAUCCAGGAGCUGCGGAGACCCGGAGACACCAGCCCGCCCCGGCCCCGGGGCAGCUCCCUCCCAGACCUCCGUCCGACCUUCCCCGCGGCCCGGCCCCCUCGCUGCCUCCCACCCGAUCCCCGCGUUCCCGUUACCUGCGGGCGGGCGGCCCGUGGGGCAGGAGCCGCCCCCAGGAGCCGGGGCAGCCCCGCAUCCCGGCGCGGCGGGCGAGCCUCGGCCGGCACGAACCGGUUGUAACUCGGGCGGGGGAGGAGCCGCCGGGGGCCGCCACCGCCUCCGCCCGCAGCCCCGGGGCGGGGGGGCGGCCCCGACCCCCGCCCCUCCGGGGGCGGCCGCUCCGCUCGCACUCACCUCCGCCGCGGACCAUGCCUUCGUCCCGCUCCCGCUCCUGCGCCGCGGGCAGACCGCGGCCACGCCGCCUGCCCCCGCCCCGCGCUCUCCGGGGCGAGGCGGACGCGGGUCCCCGGCCGAGGGUCGUGCCCAGCCCGGCCCCGGGCGGGAGCCGCCCCCGCUGCCCGCGGUGUCCCGCCCGCCGGCUGCCCCCGCCCGGCCCCACCGCCACCCUCGGCGAGGGCCUGGUCCCCAGGCACGGUGACCCCCUACCGCCAUCCCCUGCUCCGGGCAGUCGCCCGCCCGCGCCGAGGCCCGGGAGGCACCGCAGCACCGGGCUGCCCCGGGCACAGCCGCGGGGACUAAAGGCAGCGGAGCCGCCGCAGGACGGGGAUGGGCGCUGCCUCCCCGCCGCCACCGAUGCCAAAAGGCCGCAAACUUGCGCUGCAGACAGCGAUGCAGCCCACGUGCAGCACUGCAACCCCAGCCUGCCAGCUCGGGGGAGAGACCACUCACCUGUGGGGCAGCGCAUCCGCUGCCUUUAG